AUGCAGAGGAGGCCUUGGUUAAGCCAUACGGUUAUAAUCAUUGUGAUCCUGGCAAGUAUAGCCGUCGAAAUGUGCUUUUAUAAAAAAAUAUUCCAUAGGUCAGCUCAACGUAAAGUGGUAGAUUAUGUCCAGUCCCAGCCACAGCAAGCUCAGUUAGUGACGAAUCCUGGGACAGUCGAACCGGGUCAGUAUCUCUCUGGUCUUUACUACUCGAAUUGGUCCCCAUAUUCUCCUAGGAUGCACUUCCCACAUGACAUCGAUCUUUCUAGGGUUUCCCACAUUUACUACGCAUUUUUUUUGGUUGAUGGUGCUACUGGGGCUUUAAAACUUGGUGACGAAUGGUCUGACGUGGGUAUGGAUCUGUAUAAGCCCAUGGCUAUCAAGUUAAACAAAUUGAAUCCAGAGGUCAAAAACGAUCUUGAACGUCAAAGAAGGAUCUUGCCAAAUGGAUGCUUGGGUGAAUUAUUUUACAUGCGAAAUGCUAAUCUAUUCCCCAACCGGAACAUUAGAGACUUUAAAGUGAUUAUGUGUGUGGGAGGUUGGUCAAAUAGAGAGGAGUUCCCAAAAAUGGUCAGAAACCCCAAAAGAGUUGAUAAAUUUAUUGACUCAUGUAUCGAAACCAUGUUCAAAUAUGGUUUUGAUGGUAUAGAUCUGGAUUGGGAGUUUCCAGAAGAUGAUGGGUUUGAACCGCAGAUGUAUCUACAAUUGGCCAAACGAUUGAAAGAGAGGAUGAAUGAGUUAGAAGAUGCGAUCUUUGGUCCAAACAUGAACCACCCAAAGUUCCAAUUAUCCAUGGCCACUCCUGCAUUUUCUGAGAAGUUGGAUAUUUUGCCGAUCACAGAGAUGGAUAAAUAUAUCGAUAUUUGGAAUAUGAUGACCUACGAUUAUCAUGGAGAAUGGUCAGAGAAGACAGGCUAUCAUUGCAAUCUGUACAAUGGAUCAACCAAAUCAUUUGACGAAACUCAUCAGAAGCAUAUUUAUUCUACGGAGAGUGUCGAGGGAUUAGAUGCACAUUCGGCUAUCGAACACAUGCUGAAUGUAGCUGGUGUAAACUCUCACAAGAUCUGUCUUGGUAUGGCGGCUUAUGGCAGGGGCUUCACAAAUGUUGUAGCUCAAAGCACCGACAAAAGAUUUAUUGAUAAGCCAUUUCAUGGUGUCGGUGGAGCUUCCGACGGCGAGCCUGGUAUGUGGCUAUAUAAUCAGUUACCCAUCCAAGGGACACAUGAACUCUUUGAUCCCGACUACGUCUCUGGGUUUUGCUAUAGUUCAACUUCCAAGACGUUUGUUGGUUAUGAUAGCGUGGAAUCUGUUCGUUUCAAAGCCCAGUAUGUUCGCGAAAAGAAUCUAGCUGGCGGGUUCUGGUGGGAAUCCUGCGGUGAUGACCAUGCCAAUCAAUCUAGAUCCUUGUUAAACGCUUUCACUAAUGAGAUAAAAUUUGUCUCCAAAUUUGACGAUUUAAUGUACCGUCAAACACCAGUACUAAGAUACUACGUUAAUAAAUUUGGCAAUGACGCAUUCCUAUCGCCAUUUAUUCUCAACCUUCUUGCUGGUCAAGGUGAAGCACCUCAUUGA
Torulaspora delbrueckii is the source of this 1572-nucleotide messenger RNA. It is a transcript of the gene CTS2, whose product is annotated as putative chitinase. Gene Ontology annotation, cellular component: extracellular region. The record is from RefSeq and is a predicted model, not a curated record. Gene Ontology annotation, biological process: carbohydrate metabolic process; chitin catabolic process. Bases 1 to 1572 code for a protein of 523 amino acids. Gene Ontology annotation, molecular function: chitin binding; chitinase activity. NCBI's taxonomy places the organism in Eukaryota, Fungi, Ascomycota, Saccharomycetes, Saccharomycetales, Saccharomycetaceae. The transcript has a single exon.